GUCUUUGUUCAUUCCAUGAAGAGAAGAUCAAUCUAUCGUAUGAUCUUGGUCUUAAGUGACCAGAUUCACUUAUUUACAUAAUUCCAGUCAAGGCCUCAUUUAUUGUUGUAACUACCUAAGUAUGAAACUCUCAUUCUACAGUAGGAGAUUUACUGAAGCAUAAAUGUCAGUCGUAGAAGUAUCCAAUCCUUUUAGUGAUGCAGCUUCUUACCGCUGUAGUCCUUGCACUUUCCAGAUUCAAAGGCUAUUUAUUAACCUCUCUAUUUCUCUCAAGCACUCUUCCAAAUUCAGAUAAAUCUUACCACAACCUUACGCAUCGGUCAUCAACCAUGGAAAAUUAUCCAGUUUACCAAUCAAUCGGUCUUCAUCUACAAUACAUGAUUGUUGUCGAGUCCCGAUCAUAUCGUGGGAAUGUCGAUAAUGAGGAGUUCUUGGCGGUUGCUGCUUAUUGGAGCGAAAUGAUUGAAAACAAUGACUAUCAUCGAGCUCUCGCCCGCCCCGACUUUAACAUGUACAACAUAGACUUUAAGAUCUGGGAACACUUUUUCGCCAUGAACACAACAAACAAUUGGGUAUCAUUCCCGUGUGUCGAUCCUCGUGGACCACUCGAUAUGGUCGACUUGAAUCCAUUCCCAGUCCUUCACUACAGUCCGCGGCCAGUCGAUAGUGUAGCUAUUGCGCCAGCCCAACAAAAGACAGCUCCUUCCGUUGGUGCUUCUAAUCAAACUCCAGUCUCAUCGGUUAGAGAACAGCUUCCUGCAUAUCACCAUGGCCUAUCAGUUAACGAUUUGGAGCAGCUAGCGCGAAGAGAGGUCAACGAACGUUUAACACAAGGGGUAAAAGGCAGAUCCAACAAGCCACCGCGAUUUCAGUAAAAAGCGUCUAGGUGUUUGUUAAAAUCACGUUCGAUGUGGUAUUGACACUUACUGUCGCUUAUUCCCCUGGUCUUUUGUCGCAUGCAUAAUGCAAGUUGCUAGAGCAUCCGAUACGACAUUGGAUAUAUAAGGGAGCUAUAUUCAUAAGGAUGUGAGGCGGUGAUGUUCUGGAGGGAGCUGGAGAAUAUAAGAUUCGUUAUGGUGGGUUUUAGGGGAUUAAUGGAAAACCAAGAGGUAUCUCUCCGUGUGAUCCA
This is a messenger RNA of Botrytis cinerea B05.10, 1129 nucleotides long. RefSeq lists its product as hypothetical. The coding region runs from base 198 to 875 and encodes 225 amino acids. NCBI's taxonomy places the organism in Eukaryota, Fungi, Ascomycota, Leotiomycetes, Helotiales, Sclerotiniaceae. The record is from RefSeq and is a predicted model, not a curated record. The transcript is spliced from 3 exons.